ACUAUACACAAAAAAAAAAAACACUCCUCCAAUCACCCCCCAAGAGAAUCCCAUAAAAACAAUUAUACCAUUAUCAUCAGCACCACCGUCAACAACAUCAGCAACAUCUAUCAUCAAUCAAACAAGAAGAAUAACAAACAAAUUAAGCCAUAUUCCAGCAAAUGUUCCCACACUUUCUUCUUCUUCUUGCACAUCAGUACUCCUCCCACUAUUUCAUUCCUCUCUCUCCAUCUCUCCCUUGACGAGGAGUUAUUACCCUAUCCAAACCCAUAAACAGCCCUAAAAGCUGAGAGCAAGUGAGUGAGUGGGACAGCAAAAAUAAAAGAAAAUUAGAGAAACCAAAGCAAUAAUCCACCAAGAAAUAAAUUAAGAAAAAAGAAAAUGUCUCUUGAAGAGUCUCUAAGAUCUCUCUCCCUUGACUACCUCAACCUGCUCAUCAACGGCCAAGCCUUCAGCGACGUCACUUUCCAAGUCGAAGGCCGACUCGUCCACGCCCACCGCUGCAUCCUCGCAGCACGCAGCCUAUUCUUCAGGAAAUUCUUUUGCGGCCCGGACCCUCCGUGCGGGCUUGACCCGGUGGGCGCUUCCAGGGGAAGCCCGGGUCCGACCACAACGGGCUCGUCGAGGUCCCCGGCGGGGGUGAUCCCGGUGAACUCUGUCGGUUACGAGGUGUUCUUGCUGCUUCUUCAGUUCCUUUACAGCGGCCAGGUGUCCAUCGUGCCUCAGAAGCACGAGGCCCGGCCCAAUUGCGGUGAGAGGGGUUGCUGGCACACGCAUUGCACCUCAGCCGUUGAUCUCGCCCUCGACACUCUCGCUGCCGCUAGAUACUUUGGCGUUGAACAGCUUGCAUUGCUCACUCAGAAACAACUAGCAAGCAUGGUAGAGAAAGCGUCAAUUGAAGAUGUGAUGAAGGUACUGUUGGCAUCGAGAAAGCAAGAAAUGCAGCAGUUAUGGACAACGUGCUCCCACCUAGUGGCCAAGUCAGGCCUCCCACCUGAAGUCCUUGCCAAGCACCUCCCAAUCGACCUCGUUGCCAAGAUCGAAGAGCUCCGCCUCAAAUCCUCCCUCUCUCGCCGCUCCCUCAUCCCAUCUCCAUACCACCACCCUCACCACCACCACCACCAUGAUCUCACGGUCGUCGGGGAUAUCGAGGACCAAAAGAUUCGCCGGAUGCGACGGGCCCUCGAUUCCUCUGACGUAGAGCUCGUAAAGCUCAUGGUGAUGGGCGAGGGUCUCAACUUGGACGAGGCUCUCGCCCUUCACUAUGCAGUGGAGAAUUGCUCCAGGGAGGUCGUCAAGGCCCUUCUAGAGCUCGGCGCUGCGGACGUCAACUUCCCGGCUGGACCAGCAGGGAAGACGCCGCUCCACGUAGCUGCCGAAAUGGUGUCCCCCGACAUGGUGGCCGUUCUACUCGACCACCACGCCGAUCCUAACGUGCGUACUGUGGACGGCGUCACCCCUCUGGAUAUCCUCAGAACCCUAACCUCCGAUUUCCUCUUCAAAGGUGCGGUUCCUGGUCUCACACACAUUGAACCCAACAAGCUAAGGCUGUGUUUGGAGCUCGUUCAAUCAGCGGCACUCGUUCUUUCGCGAGAAGAAGGGAAUGCAAACCCUCCUUCUUCAGCAACAGCAAUAUAUCCUCCUCCACUUAGCACCGAUCAUCAUCAGGACCAUAGUGGGAACUUGGAUUCGAGACUGGUGUACCUUAACCUUGGUGCUUCCGGUUCCGGACAAAUGGGUAGUGGUGGUGGUGACGAAGAUAGUAGCAGCCACAGUAGCCAUAACCAGAGAGAAGCCAUGAACCGUCAUGGGUCGCAAGGUGGUGGAUGUGACCCAACAAUGUACCACCAUCAUCACUCUCAUCAUGACUACUAAAUCUUCCUGCUACCUAUAACAAAGAGGCCUUUCAAUUGGUCACCAUUCGAAGUGUGGUUUCAUAGGAGAACGGAUGAUGGAUGAGGAUAUGCGACAAGGAGAAUCUAAUCAGUUUAAUUUUUAUCUUUUCGACUGUAUAACCAGCA
Messenger RNA from Arachis ipaensis, 2021 nucleotides. RefSeq names its product BTB/POZ domain and ankyrin repeat-containing protein NBCL-like. Lineage: Eukaryota; Viridiplantae; Streptophyta; Magnoliopsida; Fabales; Fabaceae. The record is from RefSeq and is a predicted model, not a curated record. Gene Ontology annotation, biological process: regulation of DNA-templated transcription; induced systemic resistance, jasmonic acid mediated signaling pathway; plant organ development. Gene Ontology annotation, molecular function: protein binding; transcription cis-regulatory region binding. Gene Ontology annotation, cellular component: nucleus.